Molecule: messenger RNA, 1219 nt
Organism: Prunus mume (Japanese apricot)
Lineage: Eukaryota; Viridiplantae; Streptophyta; Magnoliopsida; Rosales; Rosaceae
Source: RefSeq, a predicted model, not a curated record
AUGACAAUCCUGCAGAUUGAUAAUGAAGAGAAUGAAGAAAUCGAAGAACUUGGGAACUUCCUAGUUUUAGUAUUAGCUUAUAGCCGCGUGGAAGUACUGUACUACAGCCAACUUCAGGUUGUUCGCUUGGUUGUGAGCAAGACAGCUGCUGGACAGCUUUACCAUCACUUGAUUCCUUUUGUUCUUCUUAUUGUUGGUAGCAGUCCAUUUGAUGUUGUGGAUCCAAGCUGGGAGUUGUAUGUCCUGAUCCAGAGGAAAACAGAUCAGCAGGGGGAAAUCUAUAAUAGGUUGCUUGGUUUUACAGCUGUAUAUCGUUUUUACCAUUAUCCUGAUAGUUCUCGGUUGCGGAUUGGUCAGAUAUUGGUAUUGCCUCCUUAUCAACACAAGGGUUGUGGACGAUACCUUCUUGAGGUUCUCAAUGAUGUUGCAAUAUCUGAAAACGUCUAUGACCUCACAGUUGAUGAACCAUUGGAUUACUUUGAACAUGUACGCACUUGUGUUGAUGUACUGCGCCUUCAUAAGUUCGAUCCAAUCAAGCAUGCAGUCAGCUCAGCAGUUUCGCAACUAAAGCAAGGAAAAUUGUCGAAGAAGACACACCCUCCUCGACUCAUGCCAGACACUAGAGUCAUUGAGGAUGUCCGGAAAAGUUUGAAAAUCAACAAGAAACAGUUUCUUCAGUGUUGGGAGGUUUUCCUUUAUCUCGGCCUUGAUCAUGUGGACAGGUAUAUGGAUGAUUUUGUGGGAAUUAUUUCUAAUCGCAUGAAGGAUGACCUUAUCGGAAAAGAUUAUGGGACUGGUGGGAAGCAAGUGAUUGAAGUUCCAAGCAAUUAUGAACCCGAGAUGUCAUUUGUGAUGUUCAGGUCACAAGCUGGUGAAGCUGCUAGUACUGUUCAGAUAGAUGAGAAUCAACCAAAUCAGGAGGAGCAACUCCAGCAGUUAGUUGAUGAGAGAGUGAAAAAGAUCAAAUCAAUAGCCGAGAAAGUGUCUGUGGAACUCUCUAUCAUUGCUGAGGCAUCAUAAAGGACUUCGAUUUUGGCGAUGCCCUUGUACUUUACCAAUUGAUGCAAUCUGUAGGGUGAAAGUGGUUUGUGGGUUGGAAUAUCGGAGGCUUAUCUGUAAAUCUUUGAGCUCUAUGCUUGCAUCCUAGCUUUUGUUAUUCGAAUAUUUGCAGAACUUUAUUACUUCUCAUGAAAUUGAGCAGCUAACGCUACCUUUAACA